UCAUCAGUUCAGUCUGCAGCGAUGGCAUCCUCUGCAGAUGUACACGUCCGAAUAUGUGAACAAGAAAUCAUCAAGUAUGAUUUAGAAAUAAAAGCUCUCGUUCAGGAUGUCAGUGAAUGCACAGGACCACAAAGCAAACUGACAGAUUUCAAUGUACAAGUAAAAGAAAAAUUCAGCAAUCUUAGACAGCGGAUUCAGGAUCUGGAGCAAAUGGGAAAAGAACAGGACAAAGAGUCUGACAAGCUGAAUCUACUCAAUAAAGCAGAAGGACAUCGGAAACAGAUGCUUAGUAAUCAGACUGCUUGGAGGAAGGCCAAUCUCGCCUGUAAACUCUCCAUUGAUAAGCUGGAGAAGGAAGAUUUGUUAAACUCAGAGGAUAUGUCUAUAAGACACAGAAAGAUGACCAAAGAAAGCCUGGCUCAGACCUCCAGUGGCAUAACAGAGAGUCUGAUGAGCAUCAGCCGGAUGAUGGCGCAGCAGGUCCAGCAGAGUGAGGAGACCAUGAGCACGUUAGCGACGUCUUCCAGGACCGUGCAUGAAACUAAUGAAGAGUUUAAAGCCAUGACGGGAACUAUACAGCUGGGCAGAAAGCUGAUCAUUAAAUACAAUCGACGGGAACUGACGGACAAGCUGCUUAUUUUCCUCGCUCUCGCGCUCUUCCUGGCUACAGUCUUGUACAUCCUGAAGAAAAGACUCUUUCCUUUCUUUUAAAUACUGAGCAAUGCAUAUGAUGCAUAAAUGAUAAAAGAAGAGAAAGGCACCUACAAGCCGUAAAACAUUUUUGCUUUCCUUGUGAAACUGUUGAUCAUGUCAUGAAAAAUAUAUAUGACGAAGCGUUACUGUUGACUGACGAAACUAUGAAAGCGGUAACUAACUCGUCUCGUCAUUUUGUAGGUGUCAUAAGUUAUUUUUAUACCAUAACAUGGUAAAUCUGCUAAAUGCAUAAAUGUAAAUGUAAAUAUAUAACACUUUUUGUGCUUAACUAUAAAUUAUGCUUCAUAAAUGUAUUAUUGAGAGUACAAUAAAGAGACAGUUUGUGAAGUUAGACCUGUUAUGGCAAAAAUCUUGCAAAAGAAGUGAAUUAUGAAUAAAAUCUCUUCAUUUUAAAACAU
Messenger RNA from Cyprinus carpio (common carp), 1112 nucleotides. RefSeq names its product vesicle transport protein SEC20-like. Gene Ontology annotation, cellular component: SNARE complex; endoplasmic reticulum. Gene Ontology annotation, molecular function: SNAP receptor activity. The record is from RefSeq and is a predicted model, not a curated record. Gene Ontology annotation, biological process: retrograde vesicle-mediated transport, Golgi to endoplasmic reticulum. Lineage: Eukaryota; Metazoa; Chordata; Actinopteri; Cypriniformes; Cyprinidae.